Messenger RNA from Theileria annulata, 732 nucleotides. RefSeq lists its product as uncharacterized. Lineage: Eukaryota; Apicomplexa; Aconoidasida; Piroplasmida; Theileriidae. The transcript has a single exon. The coding region runs from base 1 to 732 and encodes 243 amino acids. The record is from RefSeq and is a predicted model, not a curated record.
AUGGAUCUGGUGAAUCAGGUUACGGCCGGUGAAGCUGCUGGGGUCAAAGAUCCGGUUACUGAAGUGGUGCAUUUGUCUGAUGUGAACUUGGAAGCUCUCCUGGAGGACAUGGAGACGGAGUGCUCGCCCGAGACAUUGCUGGGUGUCUCAAAUGGAUCACCCGAGAAAUCAUCUGCGAAAAAUUAUUUGUGGUGCGCAAAGAAGAGCUCGAGCUCUCUUCAGUACCAAUCGACUAAAACAAACUCAAAGAUAAAUAAAUCGUCUUUUAGUAAUUCGGACAGCGAUAUUGACUCGACCUGUGGAAUGGUGAACAUCCACAACGACAGCAGGUUCAACAUGUGCGAAAACCCCUCAGAUCUUUGGUUCGGGCUAAAAAUGUCAGACGGAACUCCCGUCGUCAUUAACUCCCGCAACAAAAAUUUCAGGAACCCAGGAGGACCACGAAAGCAUUCAUAUCGUAACAAACAAAGACCAAGGUCCUUCAGAGGUCCCAUCGACUACUCCUCUGGUUUCUUAUCAAUCUCCAAAUACAUUGGCGUUUCCACUUCCAGAAGUGAGGUGUACUACUCCGGGUCGUCAGUGCGACGUCAGAAUCUCGAUUUGAGUCCUAACAUUAGGCCAAGUCACAGGAGCAAGGGCUUUUUAAGGAGGCCCAACGGUCCGAGGUACAACUCGAAGCUUCGCCAAGAUUACUUACCCAACAACAAUUCUUUCUUAGAUAAUUUAAAUUAG